This is a messenger RNA of Pogonomyrmex barbatus (red harvester ant), 613 nucleotides long. Its product is annotated as ornithine decarboxylase-like. Gene Ontology annotation, molecular function: ornithine decarboxylase activity. The record is from RefSeq and is a predicted model, not a curated record. Gene Ontology annotation, cellular component: cytoplasm. Lineage: Eukaryota; Metazoa; Arthropoda; Insecta; Hymenoptera; Formicidae.
UAAUUCUUGAUAAUCUCUUCACAGUUUACCAGUAUUAUCAAUGAGGCGAUACAGGAUAUCGAUCCUAGCAUAAGGAUUAUCAGCGAGCCGGGAAGUUACUACGUAGCUUCUAGCUUCACUUUGGCUUCAUAUUUGCAUUCCAAGAGAAUCGUUUCGAAGAACGGAGAAAUGAUAAGAAUGUAUUAUAUGAAUUGUGGAGUAUACAAUGCCUUUAUAGAGGAACUGUUGGAACUGCGAGCCAGAGUUCCACAAUUACUUACCAAGCCAGAAAACGAAGAGAAAUUUCUUUCGUAUAUAUGGGGACCGACUGCCGCUUCGCAAGACUUAAUUGUUAAAAAUGUGAUGUUACCUGAGCUUCAUAUUGGUGAUUGGUUGGUUUGGAAAGAUAUGGGUGCUUAUUCGGUAGCAAUAUCCUGUACGUUCAAUGGCUUUCCGAUUCCAACUGUGAUUCCAAUCAUUAAAAAAAGUCAAUGGGAAAGUUUUCAAAAGCAAAUUGAUUGUAGCGAUCUAUUUUCUAACUUUGCAAAAAUCCAGUAAAAGUUGACAAGGAUUAACAAAUAAACAAAUAAAAUUUAUAGCUAUUUUAGAAAACAUAAUAUAUAAUGAAUUUAAU